CUCUGCGAAGCGGCGGCCGAGUUGUUAUAAAAGUGGCAAGGACAUACGCUCGAGCCAUUAGUCGAAAACUAUAAACGCUCGACGCGAAAUCGUCUCCGGGUCUCUCCGCCUACUUCUUCGACUCGAGCACGCAACUAUUUUUUUUUUAAGUACAUCUGCCGCUCGAUACGUUUAAAUGUUAACAAACCAAAAACAAUUUAAGGCAGUUUUUAAAUAAAGGAAAAAUAAUUAAAUCAAAGGAAUUCAAGUCGAAAUAUUCAACAAUUUUUUUUCCGUUUCCUGCGCCACAGACACUAACAAAAAGAGCAUUUUUUUUUUCGUCGCAAGUAAAAGCAAAAGUGACAACAAAUGGCUCAGCAGUGCAGCAAAUAAAUUAAUAAAAAACAAAAACUCAAACAGCAGCAAAACACACACAGACACAAACACACACAGAGACAACUGCAAGCAUCCUGUGUGCGGCCCGCCUUCAGUCGAACCUCAAAGUUCUGUUGACAAAUCGGAAAAAAUACCCCCAAAAAGCGGCAACAUGCUGGCCGACUCGUAUCUGAUAAAGUUUGUGCUGCGCCAGCUGCAGAUGGAGCAGCAGGACGCACAGCAUCUGCUGCUGGUCUUCCUCAGCUUCCUGACGCUGAUCAGCCUGCUGCAGUGGCUGCUGCGACACUAUCGCGAGCUGCGCAAGCUGCCGCCCGGCCCCUGGGGCCUGCCGGUCAUCGGCUAUCUGCUCUUCAUGGGCAACGAGAAGCACACACGCUUCAUGGAACUGGCCACCAGAUACGGUUCGCUCUUCUCCACCCGCCUCGGCAGCCAGCUGACCGUCGUCAUGAGCGACUACAAGAUGAUACGCGAAUGCUUUCGCCGCGAGGAGUUCACAGGACGACCGGAUACGCCGUUCAUGCAAACGCUCAAUGGAUAUGGCAUCAUCAAUAGCACCGGCAAACUGUGGAAGGAUCAGCGUCGCUUUCUGCACGACAAGCUGCGCCAGUUCGGGAUGACCUACAUGGGCAAUGGCAAGCAGCAGAUGCAGAAGCGUAUUAUGACGGAGGUGCACGAGUUCAUCGGGCAUUUGCAUGCGAGCGAUGGGCAGCCAAUUGACUUGUCGCCGGUCAUCUCGGUGGCGGUCAGCAAUGUGAUCUGCAGUUUGAUGAUGUCGACGCGCUUCAGCAUCGAUGACCCAAAGUUUAGGCGCUUCAAUUUCCUGAUCGAGGAGGGCAUGAGGCUGUUUGGCGAGAUCCAUACCGUUGACUAUAUACCGACGCUGCAGUGCUUCCCGAGCAUCUCGACGGCCAAAAACAAGAUAGCCGAGAAUCGUGCCGAGAUGCAGAAGUUCUAUCAGGAUGUGAUUGAUGAGCACAAGCGCAGCUUUGAUCCCAGCAAUGUGCGCGAUCUGGUCGAUUAUUAUCUGUGCGAAAUCGAGAAGGCCAAGGCCGAUGGCACCGAUGCGGAGCUCUUCGAUGGCAAGAAUCAUGAGGAGCAGCUCGUACAGGUGAUCAUCGAUCUGUUCUCGGCGGGCAUGGAGACCAUUAAGACAACCCUGCUGUGGAUAAAUGUGUUCAUGCUGCGCAAUCCCAAGGAGAUGCGACGCGUUCAGGAUGAGCUCGAUCAGGUUGUUGGUCGCCAUCGAUUGCCCACAAUUGAGGAUCUGCAAUAUUUGCCCGUCACCGAGUCAACGAUACUCGAAUCUAUGCGCCGCUCCAGCAUUGUUCCAUUGGCCACCACGCAUUCUCCCACAAGAGAUGUGGAACUGAAUGGCUAUACCAUACCGGCCGGCUCGCACGUCAUACCGCUCAUCAACAGCGUCCACAUGGAUCCCAAUCUAUGGGACAAGCCCGAGGAGUUCCGUCCGUCGCGCUUCAUCGAUACGGAGGGCAAGGUGCGCAAGCCGGAAUACUUUAUUCCGUUCGGCGUCGGGCGGCGCAUGUGCCUGGGCGAUGUGCUGGCUCGCAUGGAGCUGUUCCUGUUCUUCGCCUCGUUCAUGCACUGCUUUGACAUCGCGCUGCCCGAGGGCCAGCCGCUGCCCAGCCUCAAGGGCAAUGUGGGCGCCACCAUUACGCCCGAGUCGUUCAAGGUCUGCCUGAAGCGCCGUCCACUGGCACCCACCGCCAACGAGCCGCAUCAGGUGCGCAACGUCGGCUCCAACUGAGCGCCGCUCCGGGCACACACCCACAGAGCACGGUUUUGUUCCUAGACACGUUCUUUUUUUUUUAUUAUUAUUAUUAUUAUUAUUAUUAUAUUUUAAUAGCUUUUAAGUUGACAAAAAUUAUGAAUUAGACAAAUCGCGCAUUAAGUUUGAGUUUAAGCUAGGUUUUAGGUUCAAAGUUUUCAAAGGCUAACAACAACAAGAAGAGCCUGUCAGCAACAGACAGAUGUAGUAUAUAUAAAUUAAUUCAACACACAUACAUGUGUGUAUUUAGUUAUGUUAUGAAGCAAACAAAUUCUAUUCUUUCAACCCCAAGAAGCUGUGUUCAGUUAAUUAAUAUUUUAAUUUGUAAUCGAUUAAUUAGCAAUUUAAUUAGACAACUUGUAAUAUUGUGUUUA
Drosophila virilis is the source of this 2535-nucleotide messenger RNA. RefSeq names its product Cytochrome P450 18a1 (gene Cyp18a1). NCBI's taxonomy places the organism in Eukaryota, Metazoa, Arthropoda, Insecta, Diptera, Drosophilidae. Gene Ontology annotation, biological process: xenobiotic metabolic process. Gene Ontology annotation, cellular component: intracellular membrane-bounded organelle; cytoplasm. The record is from RefSeq and is a predicted model, not a curated record. Gene Ontology annotation, molecular function: iron ion binding; heme binding; oxidoreductase activity, acting on paired donors, with incorporation or reduction of molecular oxygen, reduced flavin or flavoprotein as one donor, and incorporation of one atom of oxygen.